GUCGUGGGCGGGGCCGGGGACCCGGAAGUGUCCAUGCUGGUCAUGGCGGGCUGUAUUGGGGACCCCUGUGGGCUGCUGUGUAUUCUGCUGACUUACCUGAGCUUGGGCUAUGCGGACUAUGUCAUCCUCAGGCAUAUCCUGCUGGCAUCCUACACAGAGAGGUGAGGGUGCAGGGGGAGAGCUGGUUAAAGAUGGUAAAUAGAGGGAGAGGGGGUGGGCAGACUGAGGGAGACAGAGAGAUAAUAAGGGCUGGUAGCACAUAGGAGGGAAGGAGAGGGUUAAUGGGGAUCUUAUUGGCUAUAUAGAGGAAGGAGAGGGUUAAUGGGGAUCUUAUUAGAUAUAUAGAGGGAGGAGAGGAUUAAUGGGAAUCUUAUUAGCUAUAUAGAGGGAGGAGAGGGUUAAUGGGGAUCUUAUUAGAUAUAUAGAGGGAGGAGAGGGUUAAUGGGGAUCUUAUUGGCUGUAUAGAGGAAGGAGAGGGUUAAUGGGGAUCUUAUUGGCUAUAUAGAGGAAGGAGGGGGUUAAUGGGGAUCUUAUUGGCUGUAUAGAGGAAGGAGAGGGUUAAUGGGGAUCUUAUUAGAUAUAUAGAGGGAGGAGAGGGUUAAUGGGGAUCUUAUUAGCUAUAUAGAGGGAGGAGAGGGUUAAUGGGGAUCUUAUUAGCUAUAUAGAGGGAGGAGAGGGUUAAUGGGGAUCUUAUUAGAUAUAUAGAGGGAGGAGAGGGUUAAUGGGGAUCUUAUUGGCUGUAUAGAGGAAGGAGAGGGUUAAUGGGGAUCUUAGAUAUAUAGAGGGAGGAGAGGGUUAAUGGGGAUCUUAUUAGAUAUAUAGAGGGAGGAGAGGGUUAAUGGGGAUCUUAUUGGCUAUAUAGAGGAAGGAGAGGGUUAAUGGGGAUCUUAUUAGCUAUAUAGAGGGAGGAGAGGGUUAAUGGGGAUCCUAUUAGCUAUAUAGAGGGAGGAGUGGGUUAAUGGGGAUCUUAUUAGCUAUAUAGAGGGAGGAGAGGGUUAAUGGGGAUCUUAUUGACUAUAUAGAGGGAGGAGAGGGUUAAUGGGGAUCUUAUUGGCUGUAUAGAGGGAGGAGAGGGUUAAUGGGGAUCUUAUUAGCUAUAUAGAGGGAGGAGAUGGUUAAUGGGGAUCUUAUUAGCUAUAUAGAGGGAGGAGAGGGUUAAUGGGGAUCUUAUUGACUAUAUAGAGGGAGGAGAGGGUUAAUGGGGAUCUUAUUGGCUGUAUAGAGGGAGGAGAGGGUUAAUGGGGAUCUUAUUGGCUGUAUAGAGGGAGGAGAGGGUUAAUGGGGAUCUUAUUGGCUGUAUAGAGGGAGGAGAGGGUUAAUGGGGAUCUUAUUGGCUGUAUAGCGGAAGGAGAUGGUUAAUGGGGAUCUUAUUAGCUAUAUAGAGGGAGGAGAGGGUUAAUGGGGAUCUUAUUAGCUAUAUAGAGGGAGGAGAGGGUUAAUGGGGAUCUUAUUAGCUAUAUAGAGGAAGGAGAGGGUUAAUGGGGAUCUUAUUGGUUAUAUAGAGGGAGGAUAGGGUUAAUGGGAAUCUUAUUGGCUAUACAGAGGGAAGGAGAGGGUUAAUGGGGAAUUUAUUGGCUAUAUAGAGGGAAGGACAGAGUUAAUGGGGAUAUUAUUGGUUAUAUAGAGGAAGGAGAGGGUUAAUGGGGAUCGUAUUGGCUAUAUAGAGUAAGGAGAGGGUUAAUAGGGAUCUUAUUGGCUACAUUGAGGAAGGAGAGGGUUAAUGGGGAUCUUAUUGGCUGUAUAGAGGAAGGAGAGGUUAAUGGGGAUCUUAUUGGCUACAUAGAGGAAGGAGAGGGUUAAUCGGCUACAUAGGGGAAGGAGAGGGUUAAUAGUGAUCUUAUUGGCUAUAUAGAGGAAGGAGAGGGUUAAUGGGGAUCUUAUUGGCUAUAUAGAGGGAAGGAGAGGGUAAAUUGGGAUCUUAUUGGCUAUAUAGAAGGAAGGAGAGGGUUAAUGGGGAUCGUAUUGGCUAUAUAGAGGAAGGAGAGGGUUAAUGGGGAUCUUAUUGGCUAUAUAGAGGGAAGGAGAGGGUUAAUGGGGAUCCUAUUGGCUAUAUAAAGGAAGGAGAGGGUUAAUGGGGAUCGUAUUGGCUAUAUAGAGGAAGGAGAGGGUUAAUGGGGAUUUUAUUGGCUACAUUGAGGAAGGAGAGGGUUAAUGGGGAUCUUAUUGGCUAUAUAGAGGAAGGAGAGGUUAAUGGGGAUCUUAUUGGCUAUAUAGAGGUAGGAGAGGGUUAAUGGGGAUCUUAUUGGCUACAUAGGGGAAGGAGAGGGUUAAUAUGGAUCUUAUUGGCUGUAUAGAGGGAGGAGAGGGUUAAUGGGGAUCUUAUUGGCUAUAUAGAGGAAGGAGAGGGUUAAUGGGGAUCUUAUUGGCUAUAUAGAGGAAGGAGAGGGUUAAUGGGGAUCUUAUUGGCUAUAUAGAGGAAGGAGAGGGUUAAUGGGGAUCUUAUUGGCUAUAUAGAGGAAGGAGAGGUUUAAUGGGGAUCUUAUUGGCUAUAUAGAGGGAGGAGAGGGUUAAUGGGGAUCUUAUUGGCUAUAUAGAGGAAGGAGAGGGUUAAUGGGGAUCUUAUUGGCUAUAUAGAGGGAGGAGAGGGUUAAUGGGGAUCUUAUUGGCUAUAUAGAGGAAUGAGAUGGUUAAUGGGGAUCUUAUUGGCUAUAUAGAGGAAGGAGAGGGUUAAUGGGGAUCUUAUUGGCUAUAUAGAGGGAGGAGGGGGUUAAUGGGGAUCUUAUUGGCUAUAUAGAGGGAGGAGGGGGUUAAUGGGGAUCUUAUUGGCUAUAUAGAGGGAAGGAGAGGGUUAAUGGGGAUCUUAUUGGCUAUAUAGAGGGAAGGAGAGGGUUAAUGGCUAUAUAGAGGAAGGAGAGGGUUAAUGGGGAUCUUAUUGGCUAUAUAGAGGGAAGGAGAGGGUUAGUGGGAAUCUUAUUGGCUAUAUAGAGGGAAGGAGAGGGUUAAUGGGAAUCCUAUUGGCUAUAUAGAGGGAAGGAGAGGGUUAAUGGGGAUCUUAUUGGCUAUAUAGAGGGAAGGAGAGGGUUAAUGGGGAUCUUAUUGGCUAUAUAGAGGGAAGGAGAGGGUUAAUGGGGAUUUUAUUGGCUAUAUAGAGGGAAGGAGAGGGUUAAUGGGAAUCUUAUUGGCUAUAUAGAGGGAAGGAGAGGGUAAAUGGGGAUCUUAUUGGCUAUAUAGAGGGAAGGAGAGGGUUAAUGGGGAUUUUAUUGGCUAUAUAGAGGGAAGGAGAGGGUUAAUGGGGAUCUUAUCGGCUACAUAGAGGAAGGAGAGGGUUAAUGGGGAUCUUAUUGGCUACAUAGGGGAAGGAGAGGGUUAAUGGGGAUCUUAUUGGAUAUAUAGAGGAAGGAGAGGGUUAAUGGGGAUCUUAUUGGCUAUAUAGAGGAAGGAGAGGGUUAAUGGGGAUCGUGUUUGCUAUAUAGAGGAAGGAGUCUGACAGGUUGAAGGAGGGAGUUAGAGGGAGUCUGACAAAUUGUAGGAUGGAAGGGAGAGGUUAAAGGGAGUCUGACACAUUGUAGGAUGGAAGGGAAGGGUUAAAGGAAGCCUGACAGGUUUGUCAGAGGGAAGGAGAGGGUUAAUGGAACAUGACAGGUUGUAGGAUGGAAGGGAAGGGUUAAAGGAAGCCUGACAGGUUUGUCAGAGGGAAGGAGAGGGUUAAUGGAACAUGACAGGUUGUAGGAUGGAAGGGAAGGGUUAAAGGAAGCCUGACAGGUUUGUCAGAGGGAAGGAGAGGGUUAAUGGAACAUGACAGGUUGUAGGAUGGAAGGGAAGGGUUAAAGGAAGCCUGACAGGUUUGUCAGAGGGAAGGAGAGGCUUAAAGGGAGUCUGACAGGUUGAAGCAGGGCGGUUAAAGGGAGUCAUAUGUUGAAGGAAGGGAUUAAAUGGAGUCUAACACGUUGUAGAAUGGAAGGGAAGGGUUAAAGGGAGCAUGGCAGGUUUGUCAGAGGGAAGGAGAGGGUUAAUGGAAAAUGACAGGUUGAAGGAGGGAGUUAAAGGGAGUCUGACAAGUUGUAGGAUAGAAGGGUUAAUGGUAGCAUGGCAGGUUUGUAAGAGGGAAGGGGAUGGUUAAAGGGAGUCUGACAGGUUGAAGGAGGGGGGGGUUAAAGGGAGUCUGACAGGUUGAAGGAGGGGCUAAAGGGAGUCUGACAGGUUGAAGGAGGGGGUUAAAGGGAGUCUGACAGGUUGAAGGGGGGGGGGGUAAUAAAAGGGAGUCUGACAGGUUGAAGGAGGGUGGGGGGAGGGUUAAAGGGAGUCUUACAUGUUGUAGGAUGAAAUAGGAUAAUUAAAGAGAACCCCCUAAAGAUUAUAGGAGAGGAUAUGAUUAAAUUAUCCAUUAGAUUAUGAGAGAAAUAGAUGUAAUAGAAGAAAUAGAGAAUGUUUUAAAGGAGGGGAGGAAAGGGUUAAAGGGCUUAUAUGAGGAAAAAGAAAGGGUUAAAGGGCUGUUAUUGGAUAUAAGAGGGACAGAGAGGGUAGCAUGGAGUUUGCCAGGUUAUAAUGACAGGACAAGCGAAUGAAGCUUUAGAUUUUGUAGUAAGAUAAUCGUGUUCCAUUUGUAGAGGACUGUUAUGUUGUUUGGAAUUUCACGGUGAAAUUGAAUUUGGAAAGUUACAAAGGUGUAUUAGUGUUUGAAGUGUGACUGUUACAGGAGAGUGUCAGUGAUUUCCAUGGGAUUUAAGAUGUUCUAGAAGGGGAACGAGGUAGUUUAAUAACAUUUCACUGGUUUAAAGAGCUGUAAAAUGGGUUCAAUUACGCUUGAAAGACACGAUGAGCCAAUUUUGGUGUUUAUAGAGUAAGAACGUAAAGGAAAGGUUUAAACUAGCUUCAAACAUUAUGGAUGAGUAAUAAGGAAAGGUGGUUUAAGCCAUUAUGCUGUUAUAAAAGGAGAGGAAAGUGUAAAGCAUUUCUGCACAUAUUUUGGUCACAUGUCUGCACUAAAAUUAUAACAAGGGGUUCAGUUUGGGGGCAACGUGGAAAGAAAAUGGGGAUGUAGCUGAUAUAAUAAUUCUAUUUUUCUUUUUAGGAGUAUACUGAGAUAGAUUGACACCGCAUUCCAGUGCUUUUCACAUGAGUUCCAUGAGUUUGACCAACAUUCCAUUUCCCCUUUAUUUAGUUUCUGGUGUCCUGUUCAUGCUGCUGGAUUCAACGUGGUAGUGUUUAUGCUGCUGGCAUGCCACACAAGAGCUGUGUUCUCUGACCCAGGUAAAUGCCAAUCACAACAUGAAGGACCUCUAAAUUACUGGCUUUUUUUUGUAUUAUGAGAUUGAACAUGUUACAAUCACGAGUACAGUUAUUUCUGUUUGAAAUGCAAUGAUAGCUACAGAUGUCUCCCUCUCUAACUUUUGUAUUUUCAUUCUUCUGCAUUUUACCUAGAAUACCGGACAGACCAAGCAAUGAUAAAUGACUUUAUCAAAUAGUGGCGCUUGCCAAAUGGGUCAUAAACCCCAUCAGGGCUCACACAGUAUGUGCCUAUGAAUGUAUCUUUAUUGAUUAACAUUCUGUGGUGAGAAAUACGUAGGGGCUCUUUCUAGCACUAGACAGUUGAUAUGUUAGGUCAUGCUACAGACAUGCCAGUGAGAUAGCUCAGUGGGCUAAUGCAUUAUCAGUGGAAUCUGUUCAACCCUUGGGUCUUAGGUUCAAAUCCUGGCAUGGUUGACUCAGCACUUCAUCCUUCCGAGGUAGAUAAAAUGAAUACCAUUAAAUUGGGGUUAAGGUAACAUCCCGAGGAUGGUAAUAGUAAUAACCCCUGGAUGUUGGGCUAAACUAAGUUUUGGCUCCUCUCUGAACCUUGAAAACUAAGGUCAGAGUAAUCUGAAUGUACCUUUCCUGGUUAAACACUUUGUUAUUAUUAUUAUUACAGACAUUCUUACAUUUAGUUAACUACAGAUGUAAAAAGUUAUUACACUUUACAGUGUGUCUUCAAUAACUGUAAAUCUUCACUCUAGAAUGUAAACUUAAUUCACGAUAUAAAGGAGCUUCACAGUAUGACUGCACUAACAUAAGGACUUGUUACAUAGCUUAUGUUUUCACUUGUGAUAUGUAAUUUUAUAAAAAAAUUUCUCUUGGCUGAGCUUUUGAUUUAACUUUGUUUUCCGCAGGUACUGUCCCAUUACCAGAUACAGCCAUUGAUUUUUCAGACCUCCGUUCUAACACACCACGCAAAAGUGACAGGGUAAGAGGUGCUGAUUUUACCGCCAGUCAUGGGAAACGUGAGCAAUGUGUUAUCUUUUGUCGGUUGUUUUUAAUUUUAGCUUUAUAAUGCUAAUUAUUACAUACUUGCAUUAAACAAAGCAUUUUUGGUGGGUAUUCACAGGGAAAUGAGGACUGGACAGUGUGUAACCGCUGCGAGACGUACCGACCCCCUCGUGCACACCAUUGUCGAAUUUGCCACCGCUGCAUUCGGCGUAUGGAUCACCACUGUCCCUGGUACGUUAGUUGAGUGUCUUGCCUAGUCAUACAUCAUUCACUGUCUUACUGUACAUAGGUUUUUUUGAUGCAGUUGAAGGAAACACUCCAUGCACCAUAACCACACAGCUAGUAUUGAUUCUUAUGCCAGGGAUUCCCUGAAGCUGUUCCACUACAAGAUCUCAGAUUUCAAAUUUGAUUUCAAAACUUACCUAGGCGCCUGCACCACAUGCAGUCUUCUUCUUCUAAAGUCAAUACAGGACCCUGUUCAAUGAGUACUGACAUGCAUGCCCCUGCCUAGAAUUUAACUAGAUUCUCCUGCAAGAGAAAACUGGAAGCAGGAGCUGCGUCGGCAGCACCAUAAAAGUUUUACUAUAAUGGCGAGGUGUGGUGGUUAUGGUGCUUGGAGUGUUCCUUUUAGAACUUGGCGGCUGUGUAGCUGCUUCUGCAUUAAGCUCUCACUAAAUCAGUAAGUGAUUCAAUGAAUCAUAAUGUUAAAGUGGCUCUGCACUUUUAAAUAUUUCAUAAAAAUAGAAUCAAUGCAAUUAAAAUCUCUUAUAAGUCAGAGUAGGGACUACUUCAUUCUGGAUUUCCUAGUAAACAAGAGUAUAACGUACACACUAAAAUGGUUAAAUACUUCCUGCAGGGUGCUUCAGAAAGGAAGGGCCAAUCCCUGGAGACAUCAAGAUACUUUUCCAGGUACACCCGAGGUUUCUUCUAAAAGGCAGACUUUUAUUAGAAACAAGGAGAAAAAAAAAAGUGGAGACAACGUUUUGGUUCCUCUCUGAGCCUUUACCAAGUCCUUGAUAAAGGAUCAGAAGAGAGCGGAAACAUUGUCUCCACUUUUUUUUUUUUUUCUUCUACUAAAAGACUGCCUUUAUCUCCGGCGUUCCUGGAAAUUUAUCAUUUCUUCCAUUCUACUUUGUUCUGUAGUCCAUUUUCAGCUUGAAACGACACGUGUUAACCAUGUAAAAUUCCUCCUUUUGUCAACAUCGGCAGUGCCCAUAAGUUAAAGUAGUAUCUACAUUGUCUAAUAUCUUUAUUUAUAAAAAAUAAACUUAUAUUGGAAUUUUAGUGAAAUAUGCGACAUUGAGCUUUAAUUCCUGUUUCUGAUUAUGUCGUUUGAAUUUCGUCUCCUAAUAGGAUUAAUAACUGUGUAGGGGAGCUGAACCAGAAAUACUUCAUCCAGUUCCUCUUUUACACUGGUACGUCCAUUCAUUGCAUGUGAUCACUCUGUGCUUCUUAUUGCCAGCAAUAUAUUUGUACGUUGCCAAGAUUAAUAUCCAUCCAGUGUGAGAACAAAACCUAUUUUGUGGAUCCAUGACUAUUCAGAGUGUGACAAAAAAAAAAAUCAUGUUUGCUUUUAAAAACAAACAACAAAUUAAUUGUGUGUGUGUGUGUGUGUAUACAUUGUGACCGAAAGCAAGGAAUUGUGCUGGAGGGAAUCUAUAUAUCUCCCCAGAUUUUGCAAGGUUCCUACUUUGUGUAAUUAGCCCCAGGGAAAUGUGUUAUGUUAAAAUGAAUAUUGCACUUUAAAUAUGUGUAUAUUUGGGCCCUGGGGUGGAGCGCUUGGAGAGUAGGGUGGGCCAGUGCUCCACUCCACAUUUUGGAAGUUGCUUGGAACCUACAGGUGAGAAGUCAAUUUCCAGAGUUUCAAUCCUAAUUUACCUCACCUGAAAAGGAUUGCUAAUUACAGGUGCUAUUAAGUACUCCCCUGCCAAAGGAGGAGAGAGAUUGUGUUCGAUUUAUGUGAGUGGAAACAGAGAGCUGAAACAGUAAGGUGGUUGUUUAUGUUGGGAAAUGGACAAGCCAUCCAACCCAGUUAGCUAAUUAUUUUGUUUAGUUCGUACUCAGAAGAGCAAGGAUUUUGUUUUAUAUAUUUUGUUACAACCUUUUAAACCUUACUGUGCAUCCAUUUUGGAGCCACAAUAAAAAGAGCAAGUCCUUUUACCUCAUCCAGCGUGUGAAGUGUCUCUAAAGUCUGAAAAGACUGUAACACCCCAAGGACAAGGUACCUAGGGAAAGGAGUACUUUUGUCACAACAUAUACCUGCAAAUUCAAGCAGUAUAUUUGUAUACAUACGAUUCGAGCUGGGGACACGAAUUGCGAGUCCCCUGCUCCCCACCACUAUUUGUUAUCCCGGUCCCCACAGAAGAGGUUGGUUGCCCAUACUGGAAGCAAGGUACGCGGUGAUGCAGCAGGCCAUCGGUGGACUUUUCCAAGAUGGCUGCAAGGCCAAGGGCUUCGCAAUACAGCCUACCAUUGGCUGAAAUCUUAGCAACCUUCAACAUCAUUUGUGAAAGGUUUCUGGGGGGAUUGUUCUUGUGCCCAGACCAAACAAAGCAGGUUACUAACCCAUAGAAAGGAGAGAGGAUUCGGUUUGAAGGAGGAUCGGAUCCCUGCUGGGCAGCCAUAACAAAUGCAAUAGUGUGCAUCCAAAUCAAAGCCCACUUGGGCCAAGAGCCAUCUGAGUAAAGCCCACAACACACAGCCAAUGCCUGCAGAGGGAGACCAAGGAAGAGACCGCAAAAUGCUGGAUUUGUCCCAGGUACUGUUGCAGACUUCCAAUGGGGGUGGACUGGAGCAGUACUGUCUUCUGGGUCCACAAAGGAAAAGGUGUUGGCUCCUAAAUGUGGUCAGGGGCUGGCACUGGCAUUCUGCAGAGCCUGUACAACUUGCUUUCUGGAGUGACUCCUGUGAAAACACUUCGAUCUUGCCUAGCCUGCAUAUUUGCUGAUUGUAUUAUCACCUGGCUGGACAUUGAGCCUUCCAGUGGUGUUUACACACUGAUUUAUGUUGUUGUCCUGCUGAUUGCGGGAUGCUUCCCUGUGUUUAAUAUUUCUUUAGGUUGACACACAGCCAGUGCGUAGGUUAAUGUCCUUAUUCGAUCUCACUGUGCUACUUAUGCCUUUCACCAUUUAAAAAGCUAUAAAAAUAUCGCUAUGUGAAAUUUGCAAUAUUUAUCAUCUCCAUUGCUGCUUUAAAAUAUUGCACAAUACUAUUGCGUUGUUAUGCCAUUGUACAAAAAAAAGCAUUUACUGAAUAUUUUUCGUCAUUGUCUAACAAUAAACAGAAUAAAGAACUAUUUUUUUUUUUGCAGGACUGGCAAGUCUCUACGCUAUGGGCUUAGUCAUUGUCACAUGGCUGUGGCCCCCAAAGAGAUCAACAGUGGAUGAAUCAGACAAGGAAGCUGUGCAUCUUAACCACGUGCAGCUGUAAGAGUGGAAUGGUUACAGACUGCAGAAGAGGCUACACAUUUACAACUAACCAUUGAUAGUUUUAAUAGAGCAUGCAGCCGUGUUUAUGUGCUGAGUUGCAGAGUCCAAUAUUUGUAAAUUCUAUUAAAAAAAAAAAAAAUCCAAGACUCCAGCACUUUGAACAGAUGGUGUAGUUUAGUGCACAGACUAUGGCAAUGUUUCCGUCACUGACCUUUAAAUCUCGUUCCCAUUACGUGAUUCAUCACACGACUCUUUAAAUUAGUCCAUCAUACAUGGGGUUAAUUAAGUAACCCUUUAGUGACAUUAAACUUUCUUCAUGUAUAAUAAUUGCAAUAACGUUGCCAAAUUCAAAGGCAAGCAAAAUACCAUUUAAAUCUGUGUAUUUUAGGUGUUUUUAAAAAUUAUUUACAAUUAAUUAAACAAAGAAUUAACAAGUAAAAAUCCAGAUUUGUAAAAAAAAAAAAAAAAGAAAAAAAAUGUACUCCAGUUUUUUUUGAGUAAUGUACUUUAAUAUACUUCUCUUUAGGAGUAAUAUGUUACUCUACUUAUGACAUUAAAAACCAAAGGGACUUUUGAUCAUCAAGUGGGUUUUGAGCUAACUUUCCCAUAAAUCUCUGGCCCUAUCCAAUUUGAAGAAGAUUUUAAAUUCGCCAUUCCCAUAAUUUUAAAAUGUAUUUGCCUUUCAGAGCCCACUGCAUCCUCCUACUCAUAGAAUCUGCCCUCUUCGGCCUUUUCGUCACCGUUAUUUUUUAUGAUCAGGUAGGUAAUUCAUUAUUUCGCGAAUGAGCAUAAUUAUUAUUGUGAUAAAAUAAGACAGAACUUGCUAAUUUGAAAUGGCCAUGAAAAACAUAGUGGUCAGAACUCCAAGUCUAUAACCAGUACGUUUUGAAUCUGCAGAUACAUACAGGGCAAUCUCAGGUUUUCAUUCUUGUAAGGUCAAUAAAAUGAAUACUAUUUAGAUGGGUAAUAGAUUUCAUACACAUCCCAGGGCAUGGAAGUUACUAUUGAAAGCUGACUGCCCCCUUCUUGGCUAACUGUGCUAUUAUCAUUAUUGUUAUUAUGCUUUAUCAGAAUCCAUAUUUUUAUUUGAGGCUUGGCUAAAUACAUUUCAAUGCAGUCUGAGACUUCUAUAGUAAAAAAAUGGUAUAUUACGCUAAUAACAUACAGAACUAAUCACAGAUCCUGACUCUUGAUAUGAUAAUUCUUAGGGGGUGUUAUAUUUUAUAUCUCAAGCUACUUUUGGAGCUAAAUUCAGUAGCUUGGUGACUAAUCGGUUUGUAGAGAAUGUUAUUCAAAGCUGGAUCGGAAUAUGCCCAAGCAACAACUAACCUUCCCUCUGGGCACCUUGUAAUCAAACUCUUCCAUAUCUUACAUUACAGACCUUUAAUGUUCACCUACUUUAUUGCUUUUGUUUUUUUUCAAGAUCGUGUCCAUCAUUAAUGAUGAGACUCCCAUCGAGCAGCUGAGGAAUCGACUCUUAAAAGAAGCACGUAAAGAGGUCACUCACACUCGCAAACCGAAGAUGGCUCUGCUCCGGGAAGUGUUUGGCAGAGGUGAGCCUCUCUGCCUCAUAGCUGGGCCAUAGCUUUGUAGCGACUGUCCUAUGAUAACAUUUUGUACCUAUUCUGGUAAAAAAAUAAUAAUAAUAAGGGCACAUCUAAGAGCCUGAUCAUCUGGUUAAUGGGCACCGCUAAAGCUGGAGCAAUUUUUUUGUUGCAUAUUUGAUUUAUUUUUUCUUCUCCUUCUUUUUUCAGGUUAUGCCAUCUGCUGGUUUUUCCCAUGUAACAGUCCCCCAACCUCAGGAGGUCCAGCUUACAGCUACCUUCCCGACUAUGAUGUUUGACAGCCUGGAGUUGUUUUUUUCCCCUACAACUGUCUACAUUCUACUUUAAACUACAGGUCAAAGAAGGGAGACGAUGAACAAGUGUUAUCAGAACAUUCUAUUUCCUAACUUUCUCCUCUUUCUACUGGUAUUGUAUCUGCAAACAUUCUGCUGCUGGAAACACUUGGAUUUUGCAGUUUAUCCUUUUCUAGUUUUUGUUUUUAAAUAUUUUAACCACUUGGUAUUGUCCUCCCCUCACUCUUGCUGAUAUUGUCCUAUGCUCUGCAUGAUGGACCUGUCUGCUCGUGGUGAGUCUUUGUUUUCAUGUCGGUGAAUAUAUAGUCCAUCUGAAGACUUUGCUGAGCUGCUUCUUGAUAUGAUUUGUUGGACUGUAAUCGGGUCCCUAUUUCUGACUCCACAUAUUUCAAGAGAUCUCACUAAUAUCAUCCAUAACUGAAGGAAAAGCACCUAGCCUGGGAAAUGGCGGUUUGGCAAGGAGUUAGGUCAAACCCUGCUGUUUUAGGCACAUGGUAUAGAGGUGGCAUUAAUCUCCCACUACACAAUACUAUGACAGCAUUACGUGGUAAAUAUAUCUCUAAAGACUACUACAUGUUUGAGUAUAGUUGGUGGCUCCAGUUGUGGUCCCUGCUGUAUCACUUUUGUGAGUAUGUUUUCCUAUUGCACUAUACCUUCUGCAGUCUGUUUUGUCUGCUGUUCUACAUCUUUUGUAGCUAUUUUGAUUCCCUUCCAGAAGACUGUGGAUAUCCUGAAAGUCUAUACACAAGGAUGGUACAUCUGCCCUUAUCUGCCAUCUCAAUAUAUUCCUCCAUAAUGUUUAACGUGCAAUGAUCAUUGGUAACAGAACAUUGUGCUACUAGAGUAAGCAUUGUGUGUGCAAUGGAUACGUAUCAAUUGUUUUUAUGCCAGGAAUUUAUUUAAUAUGUUGGGUCUAGCUGUAUAAUUUUUGGUUCUACAGUAGUAAAUGGAUUACUAUUCCAAGAAUCUUGUGAAUUGUAGUAUAACAGGAUGGAGUACCAAGGUGAAAAAUACUUAGUCUUCGAUGUUAACAAAGUCGAGAAGACUUUGAUGUUUAAAAAAAAAAAAAAUCCUUAUGCUCCUUUUCCUCUCCCUCCCAAACUGCAGUGUUUCCCAUUUUUACUCCAUGACCACCUGCCAAUCAGGAUGCUAUGACUUUCUAGUUGAGCCAUAGGGUUUUCCAUGUAGGAAGCUGACGUUUGAACUACAACUCCCAGAAACGCAGUUACAUAAGACAACCUUCCUGUUUUGUUUAGCUCUCGAAAGUGCAUAUCUUGAAUGUCUGUAGCAAUUGCAGUAACUAAAAAAAUUAGGAU
Pelobates cultripes (western spadefoot toad) is the source of this 12785-nucleotide messenger RNA. The record is from the annotation of a GenBank genome assembly. Lineage: Eukaryota; Metazoa; Chordata; Amphibia; Anura; Pelobatidae.